GUUGAAAUUACAACGUGCAAGUGAUAUUGGCCAAUCGUAUUUAUCUUAUCCGAAAACAAAAAUAAAGAACAAAUAGUUAACAAUUUCUGGUAAUCAAGUACUGCUACUCCUUUGUUGAUCUCGCGCGCAAACUGAAAAGGAGAGAUAGAACUGGUACCUGCAUGUUAAAAAAUCUGGAAGCAAGUUAAAAGAUGAAGCAUAUAACGGGUGCUGAUCUGCCAGCUGCCAGGCAUGACUAAAGUUUCGGGAGGCCAAAGGAUUCCCUCAAGAAAACUUCACCUGUUGGAUGAAUUGUACGGUUCUUUUUCGAAGAAUUGCUGUAUGCUGCCAUGCAAAAGCUGGGAGUGUUUUGCCAGGCUGUCUCUUCCAGUUCUGGUGGGCAACCUCACAGGCAUCUAAUAAGAGCAAUUCAAAUUGUUUCCAAUCCAUUAUUAGAGAGGAAAAUUGCAGAAUUAUGUCCUAUGAAUCCAAGAUUUUCAUGUAGACAUACAGAUUUGGUCCUAUCGACCCCAAAUAGCACGAUUCGAUCUAUAAAAACCAAGGCUGCAACUAGUGAAAAUGAUGAAGAAUUAUCUGAUGAAGAUGAUGAGCUUUGCCCUGUUGAUUGUGUGAAGGAAUUCCAAACCAAUGAAGAAUUCUUCCAAAUCCUUGAAAAGGCCGAGAAAACAAAUACUUUAGUUGUUGUAGACUUCUACCGGACUUCUUGUGGCAGUUGCAAGUACAUAGAGCAAGGUUUUGCUAAAUUAUGUAAGGGAUCUGGUGAUCAAGAGGCACCAGUUAUAUUCUUGAAGCACAAUGUAAUAAAUGAAUAUGAUGAAGAAUCUGAGGUUGCUGAACGACUGCGAAUAAGGUCAGUGCCCCUUUUCCACUUUUACAAGAAUGGAACGCUGUUGGAGGCCUUUGCAACCAGAGACAAAGAAAGGAUACUGGCAGCCAUUCUUAAAUACACCAGUGCACCUAGUGAAGAUGCUUUAGCUAAUCUGGGUAGGCUCUGAAAAAAUACUUUCACAUGUGCAUGUUGGUAUCCAUAUCUGGGCACAAGAAGACUCCUAUACUUUUCUUGUUACCCGCUACAGCUGCAACAUUAUAUUUCAGAGUCUUGUAUUUGUAAGGUAAAUAGUGUAGGAGGCAAAGUGAAUCUCUAAUCUACUUGCGUAAUGUGCCUGGAAAAUAAAGCAACAGCCUAUUUGUUCUGCUAUGCCUGUGGUUACAUUCUGCCUAGGCAAAUACACUUGUCUUUAGAGGAACUUGAGCUUGACGAUGCGAAUGAAAGAAGCACUUGAAGGGAAAAUAAUAGUGAAAAAA
Messenger RNA from Coffea eugenioides, 1305 nucleotides. RefSeq names its product thioredoxin-like 4, chloroplastic. Gene Ontology annotation, cellular component: chloroplast. The record is from RefSeq and is a predicted model, not a curated record. The transcript is spliced from 4 exons. The coding region runs from base 330 to 995 and encodes 221 amino acids. Lineage: Eukaryota; Viridiplantae; Streptophyta; Magnoliopsida; Gentianales; Rubiaceae.